Botrytis sinoallii is the source of this 1758-nucleotide messenger RNA. RefSeq lists its product as uncharacterized. Gene Ontology annotation, biological process: regulation of DNA-templated transcription. Bases 1 to 1758 code for a protein of 585 amino acids. The transcript is spliced from 4 exons. Lineage: Eukaryota; Fungi; Ascomycota; Leotiomycetes; Helotiales; Sclerotiniaceae. The record is from RefSeq and is a predicted model, not a curated record. Gene Ontology annotation, molecular function: DNA-binding transcription factor activity, RNA polymerase II-specific; zinc ion binding.
AUGCCACGAGGCACGAGCAAGAGUAGUGGAAUGACAACUAUCCCGUUGAAACGAAAGGACAAACGAACGCGAGCAUAUUUUCCCAAGACAAGAACUGGUUGUUGGACUUGCAGAAAACGGCGAGUCAAAUGUGACGAAAAAAAGCCAGAUUGUGCUAGAUGUGAGGCUUCGGGUUUCAAAUGCGAUGGGUACUCUGCAGACGCAUUUUCACAUGCUCACAGGCGCGCAAUUGUUGUUCAGAAACCGCAGCCAAAGAGAAAAUCUGGUGCAACUCAUCGUGCUAUACUACCCUCGAAAGCACCUAAAACAGCUCGUAUAAACAUACGAGUCCUGCGACCAAGGAGUCCCAUCGUCGAAACCGAACAAGAAUACCGGUACUUUUGUUUCUUCACGGAAAGUACUACACGACGGCUAUGCGGAUUCUUCGAAUCAAAACUAUGGAGUCAUCUAAUGUUGCAAGCUGGCGAAGAGGAACGGCCAAUUCGGCAUGCUAUGAGCGCUAUAGGGGCUCUUGAUUUGAUAUUGCAUACGAAAGAGCAAAGGUCGCAAAGGUCAACUAUAGAGGACCAUCAUAUGUUCGCUAUCAAACAGUAUGAUAAAGCAGUGAAAUUGAUGAAGGAAGAUAUCGCUGAGAGAGGCCAUUCAUUAAGAACAGCCUUACUCUUUUGCUUGCUCAUUGUAUGCUUUGAGAAUCUUUAUGGGACACAACAAUCCGCUACUGUACACAUCAUAGCUGGAAUCCGUCUAAUAGAAGCAUACCAUCAUGAACAUACAUCUAGAAGCGACACGCCUCAUCUUCAAAAGCCUGAGGAGUCCGAUGCGUCGACCGAUUCGGUUACUUUUGGCAUAGCUUCUCCAGUGCCAAGUGACGUAGAAGAUGAAAUCUACCAGGCCUUCGGCUUACUAGAAAUCGCUUCGUUGAGCUUCAAUGUUGACGGUCGAGGCAUGGCCUACCAUAUGUUAGCUAAGGAUUCUGGAUCCUCGUGUGUAAAGAACAUGCCUUCGCGAUUUGCAUCUCUCCCGGAAGCCAAGGCCUAUUGGGAUCUCAUCAUGCGUCGUCUUUUGCAUCUUUUGCCCACGUUGAAUACCGCACAAGCAACAAUGCGCGGCUACGAGGAUGAUAAUGAGACAGCUAUCAUGAAGAAACCUUCUUCAGUUGUGAUCGAAGAACAAGAGAGAUAUCUUGCCGAAUUAAUUUCUUGGCACGAGGCUUUCACACCAGUCUUGCAAAAGUGCCGUCUCUUCCCGAGCCAGAGAGAUUUUGCAGGUGCCACAAUCCUAAAAUUGCGCUGGAUUCUCUGUCGCAUUGCCAUUAACUCCGCAUUGAUCCCAUCGCAAGUCGCUCUUGAUCAGUACUUGGAAGAUUUCCGCGAAGUCCUUAAUUCAGCAAAAAGCUUAAUGUCUCAUCCAGCAUGGACAGGCAAGUUCACAUUUGAUUCUGGAAUCAUCAGUCAGAUAUAUGUUGUUGCACUCAAAUGUCGAAACUUUCCAAUUCGAUCGGAAGCUAUCUCAUUGUUGUUGUCGAAGUCAUGGCGCGAGGGGGUGUGGGAUAGUGCUGUGGCUGGCAAUAUUGCUAGAGCAGUUGUGGGCUUGGAAGAGGAAGGUAGAGAAGCUGGCUUCAUACCUGAGAGUAAGAGAGUGUAUCAGACCUCUAUGCGAUUCGAUUUACAAAAGCGGAUUGGAACAGUGAAUUGCUUUAGAAAUAUUAGUAACCCGUCCGAAAGAGAGCACCCGAUUACGAAGAGCAUCAGGUGGUAA